AUGGUAUUAGAAAUUGAAGCUAUCUUAUACUUGUCUUUAGAGCUUUUACAUGAUUCGGCGCUGAUGAGAAUAUUUUCCAGCGUUGAUAGGAAAUAUUUCAUCCCCAAUUCUUAUUUGGAGAAUCCGUUGGAUGUCUACAUGGAUGCUCCCCACUAUAUUGGGUUCAAUGCUACCAUUUCAGCCCCACACAUGGCAUGUACUGAUAGUAUUAAGCUUGUCAUAGCAUGCAUUAGCGCUAUCCCAAAUGCACGGGCCACUUUCACGCCCCAAUUGCAAAGCAUUAGACAUCGGAUCUGGUUCGGGUCUAUUAACUCUCCCUUUUUAUUUCCUAUUUAUCAGAAUGGUAGGACAAUUGGAAUUGAUCAUAUUCCCGAGUUGGUUUCCCAAUCUAUCAGCAAUGUUGCGGAAUCUGGGCAUAAAGCCCUUCUUGAUGGCAAUGUCCUUGAAUUUUUAGUGGCUGAUGGAAGAGAUGGAUAUGCCAUGGAAUCUCCAUAUGAUGUUAUCCAUAUUGGUGCUGGCGUUUCAGAGCUUCCGGGGAAGAUAGUUUCACAGUUGAAGCCAAAUGGAAUACUGGUAGCACCUAUUGGGCCAGAAGGUCAUCAGAUAUUUCAGGUGAUAACCAAGAUUUCCCAACAAAAAGUCACCACAAAAACCAUAACAGCAGUUCGCUACAUUCCGCUCACAUCAGCCAAUGGCCAAUUAGCAAAUAGAUAG
Messenger RNA from Mitosporidium daphniae, 714 nucleotides. RefSeq names its product protein-L-isoaspartate O-methyltransferase. Gene Ontology annotation, cellular component: cytoplasm. Gene Ontology annotation, molecular function: protein-L-isoaspartate (D-aspartate) O-methyltransferase activity. Gene Ontology annotation, biological process: protein modification process. Lineage: Eukaryota; Fungi; Microsporidia. The transcript has 2 exons. The coding region runs from base 1 to 714 and encodes 237 amino acids. The record is from RefSeq and is a predicted model, not a curated record.